Molecule: messenger RNA, 1772 nt
Organism: Rhincodon typus (whale shark)
Lineage: Eukaryota; Metazoa; Chordata; Chondrichthyes; Orectolobiformes; Rhincodontidae
Gene: b4gat1
Product: beta-1,4-glucuronyltransferase 1
Exons: 2
Coding region: 14-1396 (460 amino acids)
Molecular function (GO): glucuronosyltransferase activity
Source: RefSeq, a predicted model, not a curated record
GAGCGGGCACGACAUGGCGCGGUUGCUGUUGCUGCGGGCCCCUUGCUCCGGGUUCCGGGCGCUGCUCGCCGCUUUGCUGCUGGUAGCCGCCUUGCAGCUGCUUUACCUCGGCCUCCUGUCAGGGCUGCACGGCCGCCAGCAGCGGCUCCGCUACUCCCGGCUCUUCCAGGCCGGAGCCCGGCCCGGGGCUGCUCCCGGUGCUGGGGCCCAGGGAGGAGAGUCCGAUUCCCGCAGCCCCCCGACCCUGGGCGCGGGGAGGCUGGAUCCCAGCGGGCGCUACCGCCUGUACCGGGACGUGAGCCGGAGCCCGGUGGGCCGUAAACCCGGGGGCUUGGAGCUGAGCCUGGCUACCCACAGCUCAUUGCACAACCUGUACCAUCUGCCGGCCUUGGCACGCCGCUGGCAGGGACCACUGGCAGUAGCUGUGUUCGCUGGCCCCGGGGAACUGAGAGCCAGCCUCCAGCUCAUUCACAACCUGGAGGGGCACUGCCCAUGCCUGCGAGGUCGGGUCACCUUCACCUUGGUGACUCCCAGCGGGGAGAGGGGUCUCCCGGAGGAAGGGGAUGCCCUGGACCCCGGGGCAGAAGAGCCCCUGGUGCUCGGGGCUGGAGAACCCCCGGACCCCCACCCAGCCUGCCAUCGGGCCCUCACUCGCCUGCGUCGCUUUGGCCUGGGCCGCACCAACUAUGCGCUCACCGCCGGGCCCUACCCGAACAAUCUGCUCCGCAACGCAGCCCGGGACGCUCUACCCUCCCGCUACGUCCUGCUCAUCGACGUGGACAUGCUGCCCAGCGGCGGGCUGCACCCCCUCUUCCUGGAGCUGCUAGCCACCCUGCCCCAGCCGCCACCCGGCCCUGGCCCCGGGCAGGGUGCCAGCGCCCCCACCCCCACCGACCGCACCGUCUUUGUCGUGCCCGCCCUGGAGAUGCGUCACACCCGCCGCCUGCCUGAGGACAAGGCCGAGCUCCAGCAGCUGUACCAGGUGGCCGAGGUGCGGCCUUUCUAUGCCGAGCUGUGCCCCCGCUGCCAGUCUCCCACCAACUACAGCUGCUGGAUCAACCUGCCCAGUGCCAGCGGGCCUGGCCUGCGGGUGGCAUACACCCGCCAGUGGACUGACCCCUGGGAGCCCUUCUACAUCUCCCGCACCACCGUGCCCCCCUACGAUGAGAGGUUCGAGCAGUAUGGCUUCAACCGCAUCAGUCAGGCCUGUGAGCUCCACGUCGCUGGCUACAGUUUUGCAGUGUUGGACAAUGCCUUCCUCAUCCACAAAGGCUUCAAGCUGGCCAGCGAGUUCCACCCGCAGAAAGACGAGGAGAACAGACGCAACAGGAUCCUCUUUCGCCAGUUCAAACAGGAGCUGAAGUUAAAAUACCCUGACUCACCCUACCGGUGCUGAAAUCAAUCCCUCUAGUCUUCGUCACUGGUCAGAGGAUGCCUUCACUCACUGGAGAAGCAAGGGACAGACUCCCCUCUCGUUCCAUGAGAGGUAAUUCUCACUGAUGCUAUCCUGCCUCUGUUGCAGGGAGCUGAAAGACAAUUUUAGCCUGUCCACAUGUUGGUUGUGAGAAGCAAAUUCUGGGAUAUUUUAAAAUAAAUACCGAAAGAACUGCAGAUGCUGGAAAUCAGAAACAGAAAUUGCCAGAAAAGCUCAGGAGGUUUGGCAGAACAUGGAGAGGUCAGUUAACAUUUUGGGCCAUAGGCACAGCUGUGCAGCAAAGAAACAGACCCUUCAGUCCAAUUGUCCAUGCCAAACAGAUAUCCUAAAUUAUUCU